AUGACUACAAACACAAAUGAAAGUGGAACUGAAAGCGAAGAUGAUGACGAUAGUAUUAAAGAUCCCAAUUUUAAAAGUUCUUCAAGUUCGAGUAGGUCAAGUUCAGAUUCUUCUUCGUCGUCUGAUGAAGAAAUUGGCCGAGAAGUCUUGAGGGAAAUAGUUGCGACGAGAAACACUGAAGAAUUACACGAAGACUUGGAAAAUAAUGCUGCAAAUGGAAAGAAAUCUAGGAAAAGAAUUCGAAACGAAAAUAAGUGGAACAAAAACAAGAUAAAGAGAUUAAGAAAUGCUGGCAAGGAGUACAUUUCAUCAGCAAAAUCCAAAAGUGUCGUCGCUGCUAAACAAGUAAAAGAGCCUUGUGGUGAAAAAUGCCAACACCAGUGUUCUAAGAAAUUUGACAGGGAACAACGUUCACAACUAUUCAAUGCUUAUUACAGCCUCGAGAAUAUUGAUAGAAAGCGUGAUUUCUUAUCAAAGCAUAUGGAAUUAAUUACACCAAAAUAUCGUUAUGUUAGAGCUGCCAGUAACCGAAGACUAAAUAUUGCUUUUUAUUUCAAAACCUCUGAUGGCAAAAAACUAAGGGUUUGCAAGAAAUUUUUCAAAAAUACGCUUAAUAUAAAUGAUAGGACAGUACUUACAGUUAUCGGGCAUUGUUAG
This is a messenger RNA of Psylliodes chrysocephalus, 657 nucleotides long. NCBI's taxonomy places the organism in Eukaryota, Metazoa, Arthropoda, Insecta, Coleoptera, Chrysomelidae. The record is from the annotation of a GenBank genome assembly.